Molecule: messenger RNA, 3003 nt
Organism: Carassius gibelio (silver crucian carp)
Lineage: Eukaryota; Metazoa; Chordata; Actinopteri; Cypriniformes; Cyprinidae
Exons: 7
Coding region: 1949-2650 (233 amino acids)
Source: RefSeq, a predicted model, not a curated record
AUAUGUAUAUCUUGAUUUGACAGUCUUAAAAUUAACUUACACAACUUACACAAGCUUAAACAAUAGCACUAUGAGAACAUGAAGUGAUUUGCAGAGUCUUAACCUGUUCAACUGUCCUACAGGUAAUCUGCUCUUGAAGAGCUGCACAUGGUCAUCUGGUGUGACACAGCUGUGCUCAGAUUGUCCCGCACAUGCUCUCCUGUGCUGACUUCUGUGUUUUGGGGUUCCAGUGUAUCAUCGUCAUGAUCUUCCACAACUUCUGGAUCAGCAAUGUCCUCAUUCAGAAGACCGAGGUGGUGGAGCACUGCACAGCAUGCAACAACAUCUGCACAAAGGCAGGACUCACUUCCAGGGCCUUGAAGAAGAAGAUGGAGCACAGCUGGUCUGCAUUAUCCUGAAGGCUCUCUCAACAAUGUUCUGUGCAUGAGCAUCAUUGGUGUUGAAUCAAAGCUGUGCAGGAUUGUGUUCAGACUCCCUGUCUGCUGUGAUGAGGCAGAUGUGUGCACUCAAACAAGGAUACCCACCAUCUCCCAGGAUGUGUUUUCCUGCAGGUGGAUAGGCCUCCAGUGUUCUUCAGCACCCUGGCAUCAUACACAGACCCAGGAUACUCAACAAAGAUAUCAAGGUACUUACCAUGGUGGUGACCUGCAGCUGAACAGAAUGAAACCGCUUCCUGUUGAAAUAACAUUGGGCUUCACUUGCUGGAGUUUCAAUUUGUAUGUGACAGCCAUCUAUUGUGUCAGCUACCAGAAGAAAACUGCUUCCACUGCCUCCAGGUCAUCUGUGGUGAAGAAGGCAAUCAGCCUCCUCAAAAUCCCCAUGACCUGACCUGACCUGCUCAUUCUGUGCACAAUGUUAUGCAGCUCUUGGAUGUCGAAGGCCAGUGACAGCAGCCUGUAUGACGCUGUUCACAGUCUGUUAAUAUGUAGUUUUUGUUUUUUAGAAUAAAAUUUCAAUAGGUUACAAAUUUUUUUGCUGAUAUAUCUAAAUCUUAACUAUAUGUAUUUACAUAUGUGUGUAUAUUGUCUAUAAUGUAUAUAUUAUGUAUGUAUUAAUGUAUAUAUUGUGAUGUGUGUAUGUGUGUUUCUGUGUAUAUUUCUAUAAUGUAUUUGUAUUUAUGUGUAUAUAUCUGUGUGUGUGUGUAUUUGUCUAAGCAUUCAUUCAAGUUUAUUAAUUUAUGUUCGUUUUGUGUAAUUUUAUUUGUAUUUAUUUAUUACAAUAAAUUACUUUAUAUCCUUACAUAAAAUCAGGUUGUCAAUCUGUUCACAGCUGUAGCUGCUGUUAUUCUGAGGUAGAAAAUUAAAAGCUAAAUUUAUAUUUAGUAAAGGAUUUACAAGCUGUCAACGAAGGCAUGAUCUGCGAACAGCUGACCGACGCCUGCUUUGAAUUGUUAAUUCAAACGAUGUAAAAACGCAGACGAAAGCGGUAAGAAAAACGAAAGACAUCACCGAUGUACGCUCAGUAGAGGCUCUUUAAAUUUACGCGCUGUUGUGACGACGUAUGUCACGUGACAAUGUCAACAUGGCGGAUGUAGUACGUCCGAAAUCCAUUCAUACUACCCACAUUCAUACUAUAUAGAACGUACUUUUCUAACGGUCUAGUAGUACGUUCAAAUUCAAAUGUAGUACCCAGUACGCAGUAUUCGAUUUCGGACGCAGCUCAUGAGUUUUGAAUUCUCUGGCGGAGUCCGAAAGCAUAACGUUAUCCCUGAUUCCCGCCGUUUUCGCUGUUCGUCGUUAAUGCAUGCUCAAGUGUGUGGUUGUGAGAUCUUCUCGAAAUAAUUUUAACAGUUCAGAUAUUGGACUACAAAGAGUGCUACAGAGAGUCAGUGUUUCACUAUCAGACAGGUGCCAAUAGAAAGCUCGAAAAGCUGAGGUCAACUACAUCAUCAACCUAUCAAAGGAUCAAACCCCAGCCACUCUGGAAACAAUGAGAGAAGAAAUCAUACAUGAAGUCGCUAAUGACCACAACCUAUGCCCUUCGUCGCCAAGAAAUCGUUGGAGCUCUUGUAGCUCCACGGGUGAGAGACAUCGUGGAUAGAUGGCCAGCCCUACUUAUGGAGUCACAGGUGUUUGCAGAGUUCCACCGAAUCAACAAUGUUAACCUGCGCAAUCAAUUCUACAAGGAGCUGGACAGACACACGCCUAAACUCAUUACCUUGUUCAGAGACAAGGCCACCAAGACUGGCAAGAUAGCGGAGGAGCUAGCCAGGAUCAUGAUGAUUUAUGACCUUCAGGAACAACGUAAUGUAAAUAUAAGACGGGCACUCGUCCUUCGUGCUCUUCCUGUGUACCUGCGUGAAGAUGCCUUCAAGUUCUUCAGGACCUGUAAUUCAGCAGAUUGUCCAGACCUCACUGACACUCCGGUGGCUCUCCUGACAGUCGUCACGAAUGACACUAUUGAUGCGGCCCUCUUCAGCCCUGAGAGCAUCUGUAUCGUCGUGGAGGAUGAAAUACUUGUGAGUGGUCCCACGACUCUGGCUGACUCAUUUCUCCUGCUCUUUGGGUAUGUCUAUGCACUAGACCUACAGUACCCAAAGAAUCUUGAACUUACAUUCACAUUUAUCCAAAAAGUUGUGAUGUGUCUUGAGGACAACAAACCACUGAAAGGGCGUCUACUGAUGCUGAAGAAUGAUUUGUUUAAUGAGUGAAUCACUCAGGAUGGAUUAUUUGAGUUGAGUAUUGAGAAAGUCCCUCCCUUUUUACAAAUGUAAUAAUUUGCCUGUUCUACUUCAGAUUUAAGAUCUGACACUGUUUGCCUCUUCUACCUCAGAUUUAAUACAUUGAUUAGGACAUUGAACUUGAUGUUGCCAGUUGAAGUACAACCAGUACUUUAUUUGAAUGUUUUAUUAUUGACACAUAUUGUACUUUAAAAAACAUUUUGUUUUUAUGCGGUCAUUUUCUUUUUUUUUUAAUUUCACAAGCACUUUUUGACUCCUGCUCCUUUGAUUUAUGCCUUUUAAAAAGUGCAUUGUAUUAAAUAAAAAAAGUUGUUAAAUUGCCA